Molecule: messenger RNA, 318 nt
Organism: Diversispora eburnea
Lineage: Eukaryota; Fungi; Glomeromycota; Glomeromycetes; Diversisporales; Diversisporaceae
Source: the annotation of a GenBank genome assembly
AAUGCAAAUGGGGUAAUAAAUGGUUAGAGGGAUUUAUGUGCUGUUAUAAACUUAGUAAUCGCCACCAUACAACAAUAGCACAAAGGUUACCAGAAGAUUUAAUAGAAAAACAACAUGAAUUUUUAAAUUUUAUUCUUUAUCGCCGUAUUCAAUAUGAUUAUUCUUUAAAUUUAAUUGAAAAUAUAGAUGAAACACUCCUGACUUUUGAUAUGCCUAGUAAUAUAACAGUAGAAGAAACAGGUUCUAGAACAGUUAGCAUACAUACUACAGGACACAAAAAAUUAAAUUUUACUGUGGUACUUUCUUGUAUGGCAGAUG